UGUGGGCACAAGGACCACUGAAUGCGUAUGACCCUACUCGCUACACUGGGGGAAGCUCCAGUGGCCCCGCCACAGGAGUAGCAUUAGGCCUUUUCCCAUUUGCCAUUGGAUUCGAUGGAGGUGGAUCAAUUCGCGACCCGUCCUCAUGGUCUGGCGUCGUUGGAACCGUGGCAACAUUCGGCGCGGUCCGAUACGAGAAUGCUGAAACUGAAAUUUUUACGACACUUCACUGCGGCCCAAUUACGACAAACGUCGCUGAUGCAGCCAUCGUCUUGGAAGUCAUGGCCAACACUAAGAAUAAGGUGAGUCGAUAA
Molecule: messenger RNA, 314 nt
Organism: Perkinsus marinus ATCC 50983
Lineage: Eukaryota; Perkinsozoa; Perkinsida; Perkinsidae
Product: amidase, putative
Exons: 3
Molecular function (GO): catalytic activity
Source: RefSeq, a predicted model, not a curated record